Bubalus bubalis (water buffalo) is the source of this 5348-nucleotide messenger RNA. RefSeq names its product ubiquitin domain-containing protein TINCR. The coding region runs from base 69 to 332 and encodes 87 amino acids. NCBI's taxonomy places the organism in Eukaryota, Metazoa, Chordata, Mammalia, Artiodactyla, Bovidae. Gene Ontology annotation, molecular function: protein binding. The record is from RefSeq and is a predicted model, not a curated record. The transcript has 3 exons.
GGGUGGGUGCGGAGGGCGGGCGCGCGCGCGCGGGGCCCCAAGCCGGGUCCGAGCGCCCGGUGCGGGCCAUGGAGGGGCUGCGGCGGGGCCUGUCUCGCUGGAAGCGCUACCACAUCAAGGUGCACCUGGCGGACGAGGCGCUGCUGCUGCCGCUCACUGUGCGGCCGCGGGACACGCUCAGCGACCUGCGCGCCCAGCUCGUGGGCCAGGGAGUGAGCUCCUGGAAGCGCACCUUCUACUACAACGCGCGGCGGCUGGACGACCACCAGACGGUGCGCGACGUGCGCCUACAGGACGGCUCGGUGCUGCUGCUCGUCAGCGACCCCAGGUAACCUGGGUUGGAGGACGUGGAGCCAUGGCCGAGGGGACCAAGGGUGCUGGCUGAAGGAGCAGGCUGGGAUGGGGAGGGGAAUCUCCUGGGAGCCUUGACCUCACUCAGGGUUCUGGGCUCCCAGGAUAGAUGCUGAAACACUGGCCUGCCCAGCUGCUGCUCACCACCUGGGACCUUUCUGACGGAGCCCUAGUCCUUGACACCGAAUGAGGACAUUGCUGCUCCAGGGCAGCCAGCCUUCCAGUUACGCUGUGUGAUCCUGAGGCCAUGGCCCCCACCUUGGAGCUUCAAGUGCCCAGGGGGAUCCACAGUGUCAUCUUGGGAGGCAGCCAGAGGAUGUCACACGUGGAAAAGCAUAGAGCGGAGAGGAGGGGAGCUUGUGGGCAUCACCAGCUCCUGCCUUGAACAUUCUCUCAGGCAUGCCUCUGCCCAAGCUGUGCCCCUUGCUGGAAGCACUUUUCGCACCCCUGUCUUCAGCUCCAGUCCACCGGGGAUUGCAGCCUCCUCCAGAAAAUCUUGGAUUUCCUUCUUCCCAGCCAGUGAGCACCUUGUCUUCUUUGGGGCCCCCAAAAUCCCCCUCUACUGUGAACAGCCUCAGCUGGUGGGUGUGGCUGGUUACUCAUGAAAUCUCAAAUGACUGAAAGUGGAGUACCCCAGCCCUUAGCACUCCAGUGUCGCACUGUGCCCCUCCCCCAAACCUCUCCGCAUGUUGUACCCAGGCCUGUCCCUUGUCGGCGUCCUUCACUUGCAGCACAGGGUCUUCUGGUUGAAUGGGUGGGAGUUGGGGGUGGGGGUCUGUGCCUGGCAGAGCACUGAGACAUUGUUGCUAAUCAUGGGGGUGAUCCGGACUAUUCCAGGCAGUGCAUUGUAGGAAUUCUGGGUACAAGACCCUCUGGGUGGGGAACUCCCUGUGGUCCAGUGGUUAGGACUCUGCUUCUGCUGUGCUUCCAGCCAGGGUUCAAUCCCUGGUUGGGGAAUUAAGAUCCCGCAAGCUGCAGUGUGGGGACAGAAAAAAGAAAAAAGGCCCUCCAAGUAGAACGCGGGAACUCAAGUGUAUUUCUGAUCUUUGGCCACAGGGCAUUGGGUCCUCUGUGCAGUCCACCCACCGCCUGGGGUAGCCCAUUCACGUGCACCCUAGAGGGCUGCAUUCACGCCCUGGGUGCUGGCAUUACAGGGCAGAGGCUCAGGAGUCUGGGAAGAAAUAAUGUUUUAAUUAAGAGUUUUGUUGGCUGCAGGGCCCAGAGUAGGGACAGAUGGAUAAUAAAUCAUGGCCACGGGGAGAGUAGCGCUCAGAUCGGACUUUGUCUUCCACUGGUUGGGGACAACACCAGGCCUGCGGGGCUCCGCUAGGCUCCCCUCAGACAAGCCUCUCCGGGACCGGCGUUCCUCCUGCUGGGGCCAGGCAGCUCAGGCCCCUGCUCCUGCCUGCUUUCAGCCUCAGUGGGUCACACAAACGCUGAGGGACCUGCCUACUCCCCAUCCCCCACCCCACCCCCAGGACCCAGCAGGAAAGUGGGGCUUUUAAUAGUCAUCCCAGCUCCAUUCUUUGGUUCUCACGAUGUCCCAAGGUCUGUGCCUGGCCUCCACUUACUCUAGUCUGCCAACUGAAAGGAUUGUCAGUGGUGGUGAGGAUUAUGACCCAUUUUACAGAUGGAGCAUCCAAGGUCACCCCAUUCUCCUCAGGUCUGCUACCCUGGCCAUCCUUGAACUGAAGGGUCCCUAGCCCAUGCACAGGUCCCUGAUAGAAGAAGGGGGAGAGUUUCCUGCUUCUUGACUGAGGUGGGGGUGGGAGAAAGCAUUUUCAGGCCUUUUUUGACAUUUAACAAACAGUAUGCAAAUCACAUGCAAAUCAUCACUCAUUUCUUAAUCCUCGACAGCUCCACCGUGUUCUAAAAUAAUAAUGUUGGACCUGUCUCUUGGUAUUGGCCUGGAGGAGGGGUGCAAGUCUUUUCCCUUCCAUUGUUCUCUCUCUCUCUUUCUUCCUGUUAUCUCUUUACUCCCUUCACAGUGUUUGUUGGAGUCCUCCCAGUCCUGAGAUGAACACAAACAGCAAAAGUGGCUUCUGACAUUCCCAUUUUCCAGAUGGGAAAACUGAGGCACAGAGAGGGCCAAGCCUGGCCUGAGAUCCCAGCACCACUUGUGGAAAGCAUCCCCACCAAGUGCUGCCAUAGACCAAAGUGGACAGUACCUGUGACCCACGAGGAGAGAUAACAGUGGUUGGAGCAGGCCUAAUACAGCUUGGAGAAGCCAGGGGGAAUUCUCCUUGGGUUUCUUGGCCUUGAAUGGCAGUCUGCUUGGAUCUGGAGAAAUCUGACAUCUAUUGAUCUUACUCCUCAAGUCAUUUCUCCUGCUAUGCCAUCAUCAUGUUCUUUGAAUUCGGGCCACAGCCUCUCUGCUCAGUUUGCAUGCCUUACUGUUUCUAUUUGCAAACUCCUCUUCAUCCUUCAAAGUCCCAGCUCUCAUGCCCCCUUUGUCAUGCAGCCAUUUCUGAUCCGUCUAAGGUCUGAUCUUUCUCUCUGGUCCAACCCUGACCCUUUUGCAUACAGCAGCAUUAUUGUACACUCUGGAUCGUUCCCAGCACUUUUCUGAUGAUGAUUUUUUGGUUUUGGUUGCACUGGGUCUUAAUGGCUGUGCUCAGGCUUUCUCCAGUGGUGGUGAAUGGGCACCACUCUUUGUUGCGGUUCACAGGCUUCUCACUGCAGUGGCUUCUCUUGUUGUGGAGCACAGGCUCUAGGCACACAGGUUUCAGUAGCUGUGGCACAUUGGCUUAGUUGCUCUGCAGCAUGUGGAAUCUUCCUGGCCCAGGGAUCGAACCCAUAUCGCCUGCAUUGGCAGGUGGAUUCUUAUCCACUGUACCACCAGGGAAGUUGAACACUUGUCUGAUUUAUACACACCUCCAGACUUGUAUUUUCUGCCCAGGAAGUGCUUUCAGGUCUUUUUCACCUGACGUAGUCCUACAUUUUCAAGGUCCUGGCACUAACGCCCAAUCUCCAUUGGGUUCAGCAGCCCUCUCCCAGUUGGCCUCUGGGUCCUAAGCCUCCAGCCCGCCUGGCUCACUCCUGACCCACAGAACAGGGAGGUCUAUUUGUCCUCCCAGUCUUAGGAGUCACCUCUAAGUCACCCAGGAUCACUCAGGCUGGGACUAGGUACAGAGGGACCGAAUUGAGUGUGUAUAGAAUAACAGAUUAAGUGUUUGGACACACAGCCAAGUUCAAUCUCCCUAACUUGGCCUUGAGCUUCACCUUCCAUCGACAGUUCAGCCCUAAGCACAUCCUUUUCUCUUCCCUCUUCCAUCUCCAGGAAUGCUUUUCCCUUGACUCCUAUUCUGGGUGACCCCAAGCCAGCCCCCUCCCAUCUCUGGGCUGUGAAAAUAGGGGAAGCCUGGUCCCCGCCUCAGGGCCUCUCAGGUUCCUGGCUCCACCCCAGAAGCAAGUCUGGGCUGUGAGGAGUUUCGGGUGAGACUUGGCAGUCACUAUCUCUCGCUGGGGCCCGCGGCGUCCCGGGGAGGGGCCACCUCCCACCUUGGCUGCCCACUCGCUUUGUGCUCCCAGAAGUUGGAGGGGAAUUUUCCUGGGUGGCAGGUAAACCCAGGUGGUUCCCAGAGGAGGCAUCUGUGGCUCAGCCAGAAACUUCAGGUGCCCGGACUUCCCACUUCGGUUUUGUUCUGCCUUCCUCCCUUCCCUUCUCUCUCUGGGACUCCAGACUGGAUUCUGGCGUUAUCUAACUUUGUCCAUUACUUCAACGGGCACAUGUUGAGCAUGCUCUGUGUGCCUGGUCUGGUGCUGGCUGCUGGAGAUACCAACACAGAGCUUGCUUUGGCUGCCUUAGAUGGCGGGGCAGGCUGUUCACUGCACAAAAACAUCCAGCUGGGGUCAGAGGGCCUCAGGAAGGGGAAUCUUUUUGAAAUUCACACAAAGUAUCCUAUAACACUGAGUGGUGGUCCUGAUCCUGCUGCCUCCCUGCCUGCCCCCAACCUGUGUCUCCAUCCACUCAGUCUCUUCUGCACGUAUCUGCCUCCCAUUUAUCACUUCUUUCUCUGUGUCUCUUGAUCUCUGCCUCUCCACUAUCUCAUUCCGAGUCUCUCUGUCUCCAUUGCUGUCUCUCUCUCUCUCCAUGUCUCUGGCAGUUUCUCUGUCUCUUUCUCUCUCCAUAUUCCUGUAUCUGUCUCUCGUAUCCACUCUCAGAAAGGAUACCCUUUCCUGCCGAUCCUCUGAGCGCAACCUCUGGGGUGUUUCCAAAAGCUGCUGAGACUGCCCAUUCUGUAAUUGUGGAUGAAGCACCUCCUGUUUGCAGGCACUGAGGACAGCAUGGUGACUGGGACACCCAGCUGUUGGCCGUCUUGGAGUUAUAGAUCCAGCAGAGGAGACAGAAGCCACAGGGCGGUGCUCCUGGGACCCUGGAAACCCCUCCUCUGAGCUUCCCCCCAGUCCUCUUCUGAAUGACCUCGGGUGGUCCUUGUUCCUCUGUGGGCCUCAGUCUCCAAACCUGCCCAAGGAGGGAGGGAGGUGUUUAAGGUGGCUGGGCCAGAAGCUGCUUGCACAGUCUGGGCUAUCUGUAGGCAGAGAGAUCCUGACUCAUCCCCAAGCCAAAAUGGGUUUGAAAGAAUCCUCUAACGGAAAAACAGUUCUAAGAAAAAAGAAAACAAAAAGUCACAGUCACCUGCCCAGGCUGCUGUCUGACUCACCUGGGGUGGAAGCAGCCUCACUGCCAUCCCCUGGAACAUCAGAGAAACUUCCCGCCUCUUCCUCUGAUGGCCCCUGGCUGCUGUUGGCCUCACCGUGAUGGCUCCAGACCUGGCACUGACCUUACGCUUGUGCUGUGAGCUCCAGUCCCACUUAACCACGUUGCUGACCUCUGAGUGGGAGAAACUCUUUCUGGCCACAGGACCUUUGCAUGCGCUGUUGCUGCAUUUGGAAGACCCUCUCCCCACCUCUCACCUUUCACUCUCCGCUUUGCGGGUUCAAUGUCACUUCCUUGGGGAGGCUCUGAACAACUGUGUCCCCUGGUUUUGCAUUCA